ACAGGAUAAAAGUCGGAUGGCCUCCGGGUGGUGCUCAAUCUGCCGCUCCUGUCCCGGUGUUCCGCCGAGACAUCAGCUCCACGUCUGAGCUGACCAUGGCGAGAUCUCUGAGCGUCCCGCUGCUCCUGCUGGGAGCCUUAGCUGUGGCKCUGACCGUGAGUCCAGCGACCGGCGCAAGCCCCAGGCAUUCUCCGCGCCUGCUGGGAGGCCUGGAGGAAGCCGACGUCAACGAGGAAGGCGUACGCCGCGCCGUGGACUUCGCAGUCAGCGAGUACAACAAAGGGAGCAACGACGCCUACCACAGCCGAGCCAUGAAGGUGGUGCGCGCCCGCAAGCAGAUCGUGUCUGGGGUGAACUACUUCUUGGAUGUGGAGAUGGGGCGAACCACAUGUACCAAGACCCAGGCCUAUUUGGCUGACUGUCCCUUCCAUGAAGAGCCACAUCUGAAGAGGAAAGCACUCUGCUCUUUCCAGAUCUACACUGUGCCCUGGCUGGGCACAAUCUCCAUGACGAAAUCCAGCUGUCAGAAUGCCUAAGGGUCUGUGCCAGUCUGGACUGCACUGAAUACCCUUACUCCUGUGUCAUAUAGUGACUCUGACCCUCAUAUGUGUCCCCCAGUGUGCCAGCACCAGCAGACCAGUGAAGAAGCCGUCUGUGGGCAGGUGUUGAGCACCUAAGUGGCUCUCCCCUUGUUCCUUCCCUCUCAUUACUUUUCAAACACACCAGUGCUUGGUGCAUGUAGACUGCUUCUGCCUUGUUCAAUAAAGAACGUGACAUUA
Molecule: messenger RNA, 779 nt
Organism: Urocitellus parryii (Arctic ground squirrel)
Lineage: Eukaryota; Metazoa; Chordata; Mammalia; Rodentia; Sciuridae
Product: cystatin-C-like
Cellular component (GO): vesicle; cytoplasm
Molecular function (GO): cysteine-type endopeptidase inhibitor activity
Source: RefSeq, a predicted model, not a curated record